UCUCCUUCGGCGGCGAGAGUGAGUGCGCCGGACUGUUUUUUUUUCUUUUUUUAAUGAGAUGCCGAUCAUAUGGUCGCGGCGACCGCGUUCCCGUCCCAUCGGAUUGUGUAACGUUCAUACUCGUCGUUGGCAGGUGGGCGAUGAAACGGCAUGGCGAAUCGCGAUUUUCCUCGCUCCUUCGGACGGGGACGCGCGAGGCUCGUUGGUUAAGUUCGUCCGAAGCGUCGUCGGCGAUGCUCCGAACCGAAUCGCGUGUCGCCUCCGUAAUUAAUUACAUUCUCUCCGAUCGCAGAUUUGCGCGAGUAUUCGUUUGUUUACGCGCGAUUUUAACAACCGUAUAUUUAGGAUUUUAGCCUGAUGUAUAGGUUAGCAUGUAUAACGAGCAAUAAUCAAGAUUACAUUUGUUUUCGUCCUCUUUUUUGUUUUAUCGCAGCGUGACAGAAGAAAGUCACGAAUAAAUUUCUCAUUACUACUGCUAACUGCAUUGAUAUGAUUAACUUGUUGAAGCAGAUUUGGAAAGAAAGGGAAAUAAAGUCGUGAUAAGUUUAAUAAUAAUUAAAGGGUUAACAAUGGGUUAACAUUUUACAAGAACGGAAGGAACUGUAAAGCAGAAAAAUACACCGGUUUUCAUCAAUAUCACAUAUUCGGCUUUGUGGAUUAGCCCAUUGAUUAGCCCUUCAAUUUUUUGCUUAUAUCAAGUUUAUCAAGUUUAAUUUGUUUAUUAGCAGUUGUUAUUCUUGAUUAUUACGGCUGUGUUUGUGAUUUAGAAACAGGGUAGAAAAUGUCAGAACCCGAGGAAAGUCUGGCAGCGCCGGAUAGUACCACAAGGGAACAGCGGGUCGGUUUCUCUCAUGGAGACGAUGUUCUUCAACACAGAGAUGGCAAAUAUUACCUUGGUACAGUUGUCGAGGUGGACUUGGCGAGGGAAAGAUGUCUUGUCAAAUUUCUGGACAACACAUCUUCCUGGUCGUUGUUUAGGGAGCUGACAAAAUUGGCUAUGCCAGACUCGGAUGUUAUGUGUGUUCUUUGCAAGAAAUCUCAGCCUAAGACUGACAAUGACAUUGUUGUUUGCGACAAAUGUGGCCGUGGCUACCAUCAAAUGUGUCAUCAGGUAUGCUGGCCUGAAAUACCAAAACCAGAGCCAGGUAAAGAUAUUAACUGGAUAUGUAAGAGAUGCACAGAUAGCCAGCCACGUAUGCGUGAUUCUUGCGAGCCAAAAAAUUCUAUGGUUAAAGCAAGCAUCAGAAAAGUUUGCAGCGGUAGGGACCAACCUCAACCACCACCAGAUGACAUGACAAAAUUGCCAUAUGAUCCUGACAUGUUAAAUUGGGAUCAUCAUCACAGAGUGAACGCUGAGCAAAUUUAUUGUUACUGUGGGCUUAACGGUGAAUGGUAUGCACAGAUGUUACAAUGCGGUCGUUGUAAACAGUGGUUUCAUGAAAAGUGCAUCAGGUGCUUAACUUAUCCUUUGUACAGUGGUGAUAGAUUUUAUGUAUUUGUUUGUUCAAUGUGCAAUCAUGGGAAAGAAUUUGUUCGGCGUUUAGAAAUGAAAUGGGUGGAUUUGGUGCACCUGAUGUUGUACAAUCUGACUGUUUAUAACGCUAAAAAGUAUUACGAUUUGGACACUGUUAUCAUACCUUACGCAAAUGACAACUGGUUGACCUUACAACUUCCACCACGGAUUAAAGAAGCCAGUGUUGAAGUACGCAGGCAAACAAUAUUGACAGUAUUGACAAACAAUAGAAACAGGUUCAAGUGUGGUAAAGAAAUAAAGAAACGUACUACAAUAUGGGGCCUCCGUACCAGACUGCCACCACCUUCUCCGUUUAUCAAUUUUCCAAUGUCUGGCGAGAUAGACGAUUCUGUGUUACGUAGAUGUUGGGCUGGUAAUAAAAGACUGCAAUAUCUUCCUCCACCAACAGGUCCGGUGAGUUUGCCGGAAAGUACAAGACAAUUAAUUGCGUUAAAGCAAAGGGUGGCAGAGAAUGUAGAAAUAUCUGUGAGUCCUACACAUAUGGUAAUGCGAGGUACAAUUUAUCAAAAUUCGGAAGCAGAACAAAGUUCGUGUCCAAGUCCACCUCCAUUAACAGAAUCCAGUCAGUCAAUAGAAUCUUUAAGAAAUAGAUAUUGCAAUAUAGGCGGCGGUUUUGUAAAAAAAUCAUUCCCAUUUCCUAAGUUGAGUGUACAAAAAAGACUUCGUCGUCUAUUACAAUUAAACAGUUCACGAUCAAGAAUACUACGUAAACAGAAGAAAAGAGAGAAAGCAGAUAGUUCCAAGGAUAGAUCGCUAGACGAACGAGAAGCAACAUGCAGAAAAGCAAGGAUAUUAUUGAAGAAUGCUAGAAGAAUUGCCAAAGUAAAGGAAAGGAAGAGCAAACCACAGAGCUCGGAAGCAUCCGAUUUACCACCAACACCUCCAACCUCCGUUUCUGGACCACCAACGCCACCGGCUGCAACAUCAGGUAUAUCCGAGCUGUCUGUGCCUAGUUCCGUGGAUCUGAUGCAUCCCCUGCCACCCUCGACGCCUGCGGACACAAGUGGGGACGAGACCAGUUCAAGAGGAACUCUCGAUUCUUUUAUUCCGCCACCCAAAGAUUUCGAGGGAAAGAACAAUCCAUUCAGCGAUCUAGCGGGCACGCCUUGCAGCCUUAAUCAAGCAAACACGAGUACGCCGUUACCUUACAACCAGUGUCCCAUCACCUUGCCUCUGCCACUGACGCCCGUGAUCUCGCAACCGCCAGUGGUACGUCCAGCCAAGAGACAGUUAUCAGAGAAGGAUAUUAUCGUUGACAGAAACGGGCAGGUGAAACGUAGACGGCAACAUCGACGGGGACGUCCGCCCGCCCAACCGCAAGUCCAGCAGCAAUUUCAGCCUACCGCUAGCAAGACAGCGGCUAUUCUACCGGCUCGUAAUAACGAAGUUAAAAGUGAAUUUGCCAGGAAUUUAAGAAGUUCAUUUAAUGGUGCCUCGAGCAGUGCAAGUAGUCAAAUUGGGAAUUGUGUGGAUUACGCCUUAAAUGGUAGGAGGUUGAGACAGCGGCAAAGUAAUGAUAAAUUACCUCCCCCCGAUCCGCAGCCGCAACGGAAGGGCAGUAUGUCUUCAUCUCCAAAGUGUUCGCCUGUGAAGCAAAGUGCGCCCGACAUAUCUCUGGAUGAUCUGAAAUCAUCGGUGAAUAUUUACUUCGGUGCAGCUAACAGAAUAGCUGCUGGUGAAAAGUUCAUCCUCAAAGCGAAGAGGAUAGGGCCAAACGGUCAGACACAAUACCUCAUCGAAUGGGAGGGACUCAAUACUUAACGGUAAAUAAUCCGCUUACUACGAAUAUAUUGCAAUCGUAUACAAAUUUUAAGUUGAGAUCAAGCGUACGAUGGCGAUCAACCUCAUCGGCAACUUGAUAAUCAAUUCUCUCGAUUUGCUUUUACAGCAAAAUAAUUGUGAUCGAUUGUUUUGCGUUACAUGCACUGCCACUUGUUACGUACAUUUCAUUAAGAAUGUAUGUAUUUAUCGGCGUAGAAUAUGUGAAUGUUCUUGUAAACGUACAUUUCGCAUUUCGUUGAAUUAUCAAUCUGAAUCGUGCAAGAGAUUUUUGUUACGCUCAAUAGACAUUAAAUUGUUAGACAAUGAAUUUCGUCGCAGCAUUUAAAAUAAAACUGAUUUGCCGAAUA
Molecule: messenger RNA, 3663 nt
Organism: Wasmannia auropunctata (little fire ant)
Lineage: Eukaryota; Metazoa; Arthropoda; Insecta; Hymenoptera; Formicidae
Gene: Pcl
Product: metal-response element-binding transcription factor 2
Exons: 10
Coding region: 782-3295 (837 amino acids)
Biological process (GO): regulation of DNA-templated transcription; chromatin organization
Cellular component (GO): nucleus
Molecular function (GO): DNA binding; chromatin binding
Source: RefSeq, a predicted model, not a curated record